Messenger RNA from Neurospora hispaniola, 944 nucleotides. RefSeq lists its product as uncharacterized. The transcript has a single exon. The record is from RefSeq and is a predicted model, not a curated record. Lineage: Eukaryota; Fungi; Ascomycota; Sordariomycetes; Sordariales; Sordariaceae. The coding region runs from base 176 to 727 and encodes 183 amino acids.
CACGUCCAGGAUGGAGAGAAAUCCUCGCUCAAGUCCGGUUGAUCAAGGACUGGAUUUUGGAACUGGAAGUCAUUUUGUUGGGAAUUUGGGAGCCUGUCUUCUUUACUUCUCUGGUCUCAUGUAUCACUCACUGCUCUUCCUUCUUUUCUUUUAUCUCUGACCUGUCAAGUUUCGAAUGCGUUUUCUUUCUCGCGCUUUCUUCUCUAUCUUCGUUUCUCUGAGUGAUUCCCACGGGCCAAUGGUUCUUUCUGCAAGUUCUUCUCCGUUUGGGUUUUGUGUAAUUUCCUUCGGUUUUCUCUCCUCUUCUCUUAAGCUACGAUCGAAACGUCUUAUCUUACUCUACACUUUCACGUUUGCUAGGUGUUUCUCUCUCGUCUUCCUGAUGAUAUGUUUCCAAAAUCUUUCCAACGCUGGAUACCAGAUUUUCACAAAAGUUAAGUCGGUUUCGAGGUCUUUUACCAGAACACGUCACGACAAGAUCUCUUCUUCCCUUUGGCUAUUCUCCAACUUCGUCUCCUUCAGCAUUUCAUUUCGAUGUGUACGCAAGAUUCAAGGCGGCAUUUUUCUUCCGAUAUACCCAUUGCGCGUUUCCUACCGUUGUAUUUUCGUGGCCUUUGGAUGUUUCUUAUACAGAUACCCAUUUUCCACGUUCCGUUUUCCGGUAUGCGAUUUCAUCUCACGUAGCAUCAUGUCCUUCAAAAUGUACGCUAUACCCUUGAAGGACUAAGUAAAUGAGGAGGGUAGACGUGUAUGAGUCUUGGUAUAGAGUUGGAUGUUAAGCAAGCCUCUUGAUCGCGGUCUAAAACUCUAGGCUGGUCCCAGAUGACCAGAUGUCGUUGGUAACCACCAGCGGGGAUGGUUAGCUUGUUAUGGGACGGAAGAGGGUGUUACGGAGAUCGUUCGAUCAUGACAAGAAUCAAGUCCCGUAUGCAACGCGCGAUAAU